This is a messenger RNA of Sungouiella intermedia, 1665 nucleotides long. Lineage: Eukaryota; Fungi; Ascomycota; Pichiomycetes; Serinales; Metschnikowiaceae. The record is from the annotation of a GenBank genome assembly.
AUGGGUGUCCAAUACAAAGGUCUUGACUGUCUUUUAGACAUCAACAACGCAACAUACCUCGAAUAUGGAGAUCAAUCGCUCCUAAAGAUUUCUGAGGAUAGUUUGGCUCGUUUUGGAAGGAUUACCAUAUACUUCGGUGUUGCAACUGUCUUCGUAAGUACUUCAAAAUACCUUUUCUACAGGCUAGCUGACAAGAGGUACACUUUGGGGUCUACAGAGUAUGGUUUCCUCACAUCGCUUGUAUUUGUAUUUACAGCAUACUUCCGUUUCAUUGCAUACCAACCUGUGCCGAGAGUACUUACGACAUGGCUCUCAUUUCCAUUUUCGUGGGGAAAUUGUCUUUAUGCCAUGGUGACUUCGAUCUAUCUCUUGUGUGUUUGCCUCAUUCCACACUUUUGGUACCGUGGAUGUUUUGGAUUUGGAUUUCCUCCAUUAGGAGAUAGAGCAGGUGUCAUGGCCACAUCCUUGAUGCCAUUUCUCUACCUGUUGUCUGGUAAAUUCAACUUGAUUUCAUUUUUGACAGGAAUUGGUUACGAGAAGUUGAACUGGCUCCACCAGUAUUUGGGUGUUGCUGUGUUAACUUUGGCUCUAAUGCAUUGCAUUCCAUUCAUCUACCAACCCUUAAGAGAAGGUGGUAUCCUGUAUCUUCGUGAUAGCUUUCAGUCCAUUGAAGACUAUCAGCAUGGUACAGCAGCAUUUGUUCUUCUCUUCUUGUUGUGUUGCAUGUUCAAGCGUGAGAUCAGACAACGCAUGUAUGAAAUCUCCUUCCAUUUUCACUGGAUAUUAGGUGUGGGUUUCUUCGCAGCCUUGACUUUUCAUGUUUACGGGAUGUUAGCAAUGCAAAAUUAUAUGUGGGCUACUUUGGGCAUCUGGUUUGUCCAGUGGAUAGUGAGAGUUUUUCGCUAUGGACUCGUUCGGAGUCGAACAGCUCAUCUCGAAGUCAAAGGACAUUCUUCGUUUGAAAUCAUAGUCCAAAAUCCCAGCGGCAUCGAAUGGGUUGCAGGGCAACACUGUUUAUUAAGAUUUCCAGGUGUUGGUCCACUUGAGAACCAUCCAUUUUCUAUUGCUAGUACAGAGAAGGAUGAACAUUUGAAAUUUCUCAUAAUUUCCAGAAGUGGAUUCACCCGGAGAUUGUUCAAUCUGAUUGGCGAAACCCAACAGAAGAAGAGAGUUAUUGUUGAUGGACCAUACGGUGGAAUUUCUAGAAACCCGUCGUCAUUUGAUCAGAUCAUUUUGGUUGCAUCAGGAAACGGUGUGACUGCCACUAUACCAUACUUAAUCUCGCUGGCCAACUCAGCUACACCUCAACUUGUACGUUUUAUUUGGAUUGUGAGGGAGAUUGGUGACGUUCAAUGGUUUGAGGAGGAAUUGAAUAGAUGCUACGAGGUUGCAAGCGAGAGAAUCAUCAUCGACAUCUAUGUGACUUCAGAGACUGAGCAGAAGAUAAGCGAUGAGAAAUUAACUAUCAAAUAUGGAAAGCCAAAUAUUCCCUCUAUCGUAUCGCCAAUGAGAAAUGCUUUACUGAGAAGAAAUCUCAUGGUUUGCUCUGGAAGCGAUUCAUUGAAAAGGGAAAUCUGCUCAUUAGCUGCAGAGUUUCAGACUGCUGUUUUCGGUAAUCUGCAUGUCGAAGAAGUUUGUUUAUACACCGAGACAUACUCAAUCUAA